This is a messenger RNA of Panthera uncia (snow leopard), 5630 nucleotides long. It is a transcript of the gene LDB1, whose product is annotated as LIM domain binding 1. Gene Ontology annotation, cellular component: nucleus; transcription regulator complex. Gene Ontology annotation, molecular function: LIM domain binding. The transcript has 11 exons. The record is from RefSeq and is a predicted model, not a curated record. Gene Ontology annotation, biological process: negative regulation of transcription by RNA polymerase II; nervous system development; positive regulation of transcription by RNA polymerase II. The coding region runs from base 340 to 1569 and encodes 409 amino acids. NCBI's taxonomy places the organism in Eukaryota, Metazoa, Chordata, Mammalia, Carnivora, Felidae.
GGGGGCGAGCGGCGGCGGCGUUGGCGGCGGGGAGGGCGGCGGGAGCGCACAGACACGCACACGCACACGCGCACACACGGACACACACUCCGGGGACGCACACCCGCGCGCGCACACGCAGAGGCAGCUCGCCUUCCUGCCUGGCUUCCUUCCUGUCUGCUCCGCGCCUGACAGGCCCCUCGCUGCAGCCAGGGGCCGCCCGCACCGGGCCGAGGCCGGGCCGGGCCGGCGGCGAGGGCAGCGGGGCCGCGGGCGGCGGCGGCGGCUCAUGCCCGGCCUGUCCCCGAGCGGGGCGGGCACCGUGACUCGGCUGGGCCCCCAGCGGCGGGCGAUGUGAAGAUGUCAGUGGGCUGUGCCUGUCCUGGUUGUUCCUCAAAGUCAUUCAAGCUGUACUCGCCGAAGGAGCCCCCGAACGGCAACGCCUUCCCUCCUUUCCAUCCCGGCACCAUGCUAGAUCGGGAUGUGGGCCCAACUCCCAUGUACCCGCCUACAUAUCUGGAGCCCGGGAUUGGGAGGCACACACCAUAUGGCAACCAAACUGACUACAGAAUAUUCGAGCUUAACAAACGGCUUCAAAACUGGACAGAGGAGUGUGACAAUCUCUGGUGGGAUGCUUUCACAACUGAGUUCUUUGAGGAUGAUGCCAUGUUAACCAUCACUUUCUGCCUGGAGGAUGGACCAAAGAGAUAUACCAUUGGCCGGACCUUGAUCCCACGCUAUUUCCGCAGCAUCUUUGAAGGGGGUGCUACAGAACUGUACUAUGUGCUUAAGCACCCCAAGGAGGCAUUCCACAGCAACUUUGUGUCCCUUGACUGUGACCAAGGCAGCAUGGUGACGCAGCAUGGCAAACCCAUGUUCACCCAGGUGUGUGUGGAGGGCCGGUUGUACCUAGAGUUCAUGUUUGACGACAUGAUGCGGAUAAAGACGUGGCACUUCAGCAUCCGGCAGCACCGAGAGCUCAUCCCCCGCAGCAUCCUUGCCAUGCAUGCCCAGGACCCCCAGAUGUUGGAUCAGCUCUCCAAAAAUAUCACCCGGUGUGGGUUGUCCAAUUCCACUCUCAACUACCUCCGACUCUGUGUGAUACUCGAGCCCAUGCAGGAGCUCAUGUCCCGCCACAAGACCUACAGCCUCAGCCCCCGUGACUGCCUCAAGACCUGCCUUUUCCAGAAGUGGCAGCGCAUGGUAGCACCCCCCGCGGAGCCUGCGCGGCAGCAGCCCAGCAAACGGCGGAAACGAAAGAUGUCAGGGGGCAGCACCAUGAGCUCGGGGGGUGGCAACACCAACAACAGCAACAGCAAGAAGAAAAGCCCAGCCAGCACCUUCGCCCUCUCCAGCCAGGAUGUGAUGGUGGUGGGGGAGCCCACCCUGAUGGGCGGGGAGUUCGGGGACGAGGACGAGAGGCUCAUCACCCGGCUGGAGAACACCCAGUUUGACGCGGCCAACGGCAUUGACGACGAGGACAGCUUUAACAACUCCCCCGCCCUGGGCGCCAACAGCCCCUGGAACAGCAAGCCUCCAUCCAGCCAAGAAAGCAAAUCGGAGAACCCCACGUCACAGGCCUCCCAGUAAAGGCCUUUCCAUGGCCACCCAGUGCUCUGCCUGCCUGCCCCACCCCUCGCAGCCCCAGGGAGCAGAAGACAGAAUGAAGAGACUGAGCAUCUAAAAUGGGCAGCCUCCAUCCACCCACUUCAGGGAGGAACUGGACUCGCUGGGGGCAGGUGCCAAGAUUUGCCCCCCAGUGGCCCUGGGCUGGGCCUGGCCUCUGCAGAGCCUUUUUGGGGGAAGGGGGUACUCAUGUGGAUGCCUACAUGGACCCUGGGCCUCUGAGAAAUGUCCUGAUCACCCCCCAGGGCAUUUGCAUCCAUCCUCACCCCAGGUUCUGGGUUCCCAAUCCUCCUGACUUCACCCCCUUCAAGCCUGGGGUUGUCUAUUCCACAGCCCUUAGGGACUUAAAAUUAUGGGGCUUGGUUGAGUGCCCCUUUCCUAAACCUUUCCCUAGGUGGCUGGUAGUAGAGGGGUAAACCUCUGGCUCCUCCCUGCAGCCACCUAUCCCAGCUCCCAAGUUUUUUAAAAAAUAAUAUUAUUAAAAAUGUAAGUUUAAAAAAAAAAGUCACACAUUGUACCCCCUCUUCCCCUUAUUAAAAGUCCAGCUACCUCCCUACUCCAGGCAAAUCCGGGGCUUAGGGCCCACGUGGAGGUGAGUGUGGGGUGUGGGGGGGUAUGCAUUAACAUUUUAUACAGUUUGAGAGCUUCAGACCAAGGAGAUACUUUGCCAUCUCUCUUCCCUUUUCCUCUGGGUGACUGGAGUUGGGGAAGGCAUGCCUUGGGGUAGGGGGCCGUUGAUGGCCUCACCUUUGUGACAACCCCCUGCUGUUGUCUCUGUCUUCCCAUCCUCCAGGACUCUGGCCUGCCCUCCUAGUGCUUGUGACUCCCUCCCAGCCCCAACCCCCUCCCCCAUGGUGUGUAUAUUCUUUACAAGUCCUCCACUAGAGCAGCUGUCUUGGAUGGGGGGAAGGGAGGCUCCCUCCCUUAGGAAGUGUGGAGGGAAGGGAGCAACCUUGUUUGUUGCUGUUUUUUGUUUUGUCUCAGUUGGGCAGGCAUGGGAUGGAGGGGGAGGGGCUCGUCCACUCUCUCCAGCACUCUCUUUCCCCAACUCCUCAAACUGUGUAUCUGGUCCUCCCCUGUCCUCCACAGAGGGGAAGGAGCCACUGAGGAUGGCCCAGCUCUAAGCCCACCUGGGAGCAAUAGACCUGUGUCCCCCAGCUGAAGUAAAGGUCUUCAUCUCCAAUAUCCCUUCCAUCCCUUUCCUCAUAGAAGGGAGUGGGGAAGCAGCCAGGAUCCUCAGCUCUAUUUCACAGUUGGACACACGGAUGCUCUGGGCCCAGGGUGAGGCCAGGAGCAGGGUCCCGUGGGUCUGGGGCCAGCUCUGUGGCUUCGCUGCCUUUUCCUGUGGCCAGUUCCAGAAGUGUUAGCACCACCUCUCUCCCCACUCUUCCUUCUGGAUUCUUGGGUCCCCCACACCCAGUUUCCUUAACUCCAGCUGCCACUGUUGGAAGGGUAUUGUGUCAGGAGCUGAGGGGUGGGGUGGGGAAGAUGGAUGUCCCACCCCAAAUGUAAUGCCUUUUUUUUUUUUUUUUUUUUUUUUUUUUUUUUUUUUUUGGGCCAUUUUAGUUAUGUAUGGUACCGAUCAAUAAAGAGACUUUUUGGUUUGAGAGUGUCUUGGUUGGUCAUUGCUGCCUAAUAACCACUAAGUUCCAGGCAGUCUUUUCUCCCUCCUUCAUGCAGUCCCUUAGGGACCAUGACUGGUCCCUAAGACCAGUCAUUGGAAAGGAGGUAGGAAUUAAGCUUGUGGAUCCCCCUUCAGUCUCAUCUCACAAUGCCCCUCACUCUUCCACCGUUGCUCCUCCUGUCCCAGGCUGGCCCUGUCUCCCUCAAAAGUUGACUUUUCCACCCUCUGGGGCUGUUGUUCCUUGCCCCUAACUGUCCUGGCUGCCAGACAGGUGGCCCUGAGGCAGGGUUCCUGGGAUAGAAGGCCUUGGAUCAGGCUUUUGGAGGGGGAGGGAUCCUUGCGGAGGAGGGCGCUUGGGUUUGAGGAGUUUUGGGUGGUUACAAUGACUGGGAGACUUGGUCCUAUUUUUGAUAGAUUCCUGCCCCUAUCCAGCCUCCAGCCUCCUGCUCCUAUUGGGCCCAGCCCAGCUGAGCUGUCUGAACUAGGAUUCCCUGGUGUUAGGUCUUGGGUGGGGAAGUAAGAGUAGCUUGAUUGAUUGUACCCUUGCUGACUUUGGGUGGGGACACAGGAGGAUGCCUGAAAACGGUUGCUAGGAGGCAGCCUGAAGUUCCUUAGGUGGAAGGAAGAAUAGGGUGCUUUCCAGAUUCCUUUCCAGGUGUUUACUCCCCCCGCCCCAAGUCCCCUCCUCUCCCACCAUUAAAGAAGAUUGGCAAGAUAGGGAAACCCCGCUGUGGAUUGGGGACGGGAUCUUAGCACCUACCAAAUCCCCCUAUCCAGACUCCCAUUUUCAUCCCAGGGAGGGGAAUCGGGCCUUUCAGACUAUUCCCCCACCAAAUUCCCUGGAUUUGAAGCAAGUCCUCAUAGAUGUGUACCUCUACCCUCACCUCCCCAGCUGGCAGGAAGAAACCAGAGGAAAGGACUAUAUGGCCCAUUCCACCCCUCUCCAGUCCACAUGGUUACCUUGGCCCUGCCCUGCUGCCAGCCCACCUCCUCAUUGCCCAUUGCCUCAGGAUCCCAAAGGCUUGCAUUUGUGCACAUGCCCACUUCACUCCUCUGCAGGCCUGACCUGAUGGAAGGACAUUCACCAGCCAGCUGCUACCAGCAACUUACCCUGGGAGUGCUAGGUAACACCUACCUGUGGUGUGUCUGCUUUUGUAACUAGGUGUACAUCUGGCUUUCUUGCCUGAGUGUGUGCCAGGGUAUGUAUGUGACUGGGCUGGGAGAGGGCUUGGAUAUGGGUGUGUAAGGAAGCAUUGCAUGUGUGAAUAUGUAUGUCGGCUUGUCUAUGCAUUUGUUUGUGGGAUGUGUCUUGGUGGAUUCAUUAAUUCAGCUAAUAUUCAUUGAGCCCUCUCUAGGUGCAAGGCCAAACUUUAGGUACUAGAGAGAUGGUGCUGAACAAAGCAGAAAGGCGUGACUACUGGGUGUGAAUGAGAGGCUACAAGUACAUAAAUAAGAAUAUGUUGUUGAAUGUGUGGCUUGGCGGUAUUGUGUUGGGUUAUGGGGUUGCUGGGCCAGGAAUUGUGUGACAAGGUUCAUAUCCUGUAUGUGUGGGGUGUGUGGGUGUUUGUGUUUUGGAAGAGGCAGUGUUCUAGCGAAAAGGUAGAUUGUCAGGCCUGGACUCUGCCCUGCUUGGGGGAAGGGAGUGAGUCAGACAGGGGAACCCACUUUUUAAACUCAGGAAGCAUAGUGGCCAGCGACUUCCUCUGGAGCCCCGGAUCUGGCUCCUCCCUGUUUGCCUCAGCAGCCCCUCUGGGGAAGACCUUGGUCUGGAGGAAUUGCUAGGGUUGGGGAAGGGAAAGGCCCUUUAAGGCCCAGCCUCAGGUCCCAGCAUGAUCCUGAAAAAUUUGUUUCAGCCCAACUGUGUACUCCAGCCAGCCCCAAUGCAGACACAGGCCCUCAACCCUGAGACCCCCUAGCUCAGCCUGAGCCCAGCUUCUUCCCCAUGUUUCCUAUUCUAACUCAAUCCAACCUGACCUCCAGCCCCUUUCUUAGGAGUUCCAGCACAAUCUCCAGGACCUCUUUUAUACUCUUAGCCCAGUCCAGCCUGACCUCUAACCCCUUCCCCAAAGGUAAGAUUCCAGCCCAGCCAGCCCUGUCUGGUUCCAUCUAACCCCAGAUCCCUUCCCAUAAAGUGAAAAGCUCUUAAGCUGUUCCCCUAGGGCCUUCCCUAACCUUUAUUUCACAAAAUAGGGCCUUAUCUUAGGGACUGUAGAAGUUCAGGUGAGGGUACAGGAUUGGAACUACAGCCUGGACGAAGAAGGGAUGGGCAGGGAAAGCAGGCAAAGGAAUUACAAAAAGUGCUGAGAAUGGCCCAGGAGUGUUCUGAGCCAGGCUGAAAGGAAAGGGAUAUGUAAGAAGUUUUGAUUCAGCAGCCCCGUAGUUCCAAGCUGAACUUCAAAGA